This is a messenger RNA of Galeopterus variegatus (Sunda flying lemur), 2819 nucleotides long. RefSeq names its product nucleoporin SEH1-like. Gene Ontology annotation, biological process: cellular response to amino acid starvation; positive regulation of TORC1 signaling. Lineage: Eukaryota; Metazoa; Chordata; Mammalia; Dermoptera; Cynocephalidae. The transcript has 7 exons. Gene Ontology annotation, cellular component: nuclear pore outer ring; Seh1-associated complex. The coding region runs from base 840 to 1754 and encodes 304 amino acids. The record is from RefSeq and is a predicted model, not a curated record. Gene Ontology annotation, molecular function: structural molecule activity; protein binding.
GAGGUCUUCGAGGGCCACGGGCAGGACGGCGGCGGGCAGCUUUCCGAGGAGCUCUUCCUGCUGCUCCAGUCCCUGGUGAUGGCCACCCAGGAGAAGGACACGGAAGCCGUUAAGUCGCUGCAGGUGGCGCUGUGGCCGCUGCUGACUGCCGAGCAGAACCACCUCCUCCACCUCGUGCUGCACGAAACCAUCUGCCCCUCGGGACAGGGCUUCUGAUGAGUCACAUUGGCCAGGAGGCUCUUGCCUGUGCCCGGGUCUCACGGGGUCCACCUUUGCGGUAGGAGAGAGAAGAAGAGACAUCACGGAUCCUGGGCCCACACUUGGUGUUAUUCCUGCUGCCACCGCAGGGACUGGUCACCUCAGUGGACGUCACCUGCAUCCUGUGUGCUUAUGUCCACAGUCGUGGGCAAGGAAAAGCCACCGCGGCAGCGUGGAAUCGGAGCGGAGCGCGCACGAGGCUGUUCUCCUGGAAACUGCCAGGCACCGAUGAGAAUCCCUGUCAGCUCCUUCCUCUAGACCCGCCUCCCACCCCAUCGUUGUCUCACAGCGACGAUUUUCUCUGCGCGAUCUCAUGGUGACUCUCAUUGCUUAGCCCAUUUCUGUGUCGCCGUGGUCACCAAGGCGCGCCUUUGCUUCGUCUGCGCCCUGCGUAUUCACGGAGUCGUUUCGUUCCUGGCCACCUUGUUGCUGCAGCCCUGCAUCCACGGUAAAGCCUUCCUAAUACUCCUGACUUGUGCUUUAGAGUCACCUCGUUGGUGAAAUGUGACUCCCUUUUCUACUCGUCAGGAGGCGACAGAAAGCAGAGGUGCACAGUUCCCUUUCAGCUCCGCAGUGUGUUCAUGCGUGCGGAAUGCACAGUGUGCCUGGCACGUGGACCCUGCAGCCGGCCAGCGAAUCUGCAGAGAGCACUGGGGACGCAGCCCGCUCUCAGACCAAGGCCGUGCCAAUGUGUCCAGGGCAACAGGUCCCGUGCCAUUGUGCCCGCAUUGAAAUCCGCAGUUCCGGUCCUAGCCGGAGGGGUAUAUGUCAUCUGCGUCACAACCUCUGUCUGUAAUGGGGAUCUCGCCGCAACUUUUAUCUACCUCAAGCAGGUCUGGUUUAAAAGUGAAAGUGGAGAUUGGCAUUGUACUGCUGGCUGGAAGACACACAGUGGAUCUGUAUGGCGUGUGACAUGGGCCCAUCCUGAAUUCGGGCAGGUUUUGGCUUCCUGUUCUUUUGACCGAACAGCUGCUGUGUGGGAAGAAAUAGUAGGAGAAUCAAAUGAUAAACUGCCAGGACAGAGUCACUGGGUUAAAAGGACAACUCUAGUGGAUAGCAGAACUUCUGUUACUGAUGUGAAAUUUGCUCCCAAGCAUAUGGGUCUUAUAUUAGCAACCUGUUCAGCAGAUGGUAUAGUAAGAAUAUAUGAGGCACCAGAUGUUAUGAAUCUCAGCCAGUGGUCUCUGCAGCAUGAGAUCUCAUGUAAGCUAAGCUGUACUUGUAUUUCUUGGAGCCCUUCAAGCUCUCGUGCUCAUUCCCCCACGAUAGCUGUAGGAAGUGAUGACAGUAGUCCAAGUGCAAUGGCCAAGGUUCAGAUUUUCGAAUAUAAUGAGAACACCAGAAAAUAUGCAAAAGCUGAAACUCUUAUGACAGUCACUGAUCCUGUACAUGAUAUUGCAUUUGCUCCGAACUUGGAAAGAUCUUUCCAUAUUCUAGCAGUAGCAACCAAAGAUGUGAGAAUUUUUACAUUAAAGCCUAUGAGGUCUGGCGAGUGAGUUGGAAUGUGGCAGGAACAGUGCUGGCGUCGUCAGGAGGUGACGGCUGUGUGAGACCGUGGAGAGGUGAGGGUUCAGUGAAGAGAGAAUUGUUGCUUUAUAUUUCUACUUUAGAAAUUUCACUGAAGAGUAUAAACUGAAAUAUUCUGAAAAAAAAAUGGUCUUUACAGCUACUUUUAAAUUAAUAUCCUCAUUUAUGUUAUUUUGAAUAUCAGUUUACCUAGUUCAUAGCAGUUAAUGACUAAUUUAAUUAUUUUUUAAGUUCUGUGUGGAACAAAGCACCUUUUAAAACUGAGGUAAUUAUAACAGAAUAUGCAGUGUCUGUAAUAAAAAGAUACCAUAAACCGUAUAUGUAACUUGAGUGACUGCGCUACAAACUCAGGAUCGGACUACAGAUAUCUCUUGUUUUAUUAAAGAAUUGCUUUAGAUAACCAGUCCUGAACAGGAGAAAAUCCAAUUUCUCCCCACUUCCUCUCUCCAAUUCCCCCAAAUUCAAGAACUGUGGGGCCCUGAUUCUGAAAGUUUCUUACAAGUGCUAGGCUGAGAGAGAACUCGAUCUGGUCACUUGACACUGAUUAUGGUCCCUGUAGCUUGGUUCUGCACUUUUCCAUGAAUGUUUACACAUUGGGCAGAGGUGUCCAUGAUUUGUGUAUCACUGCAGUAGAUGGCGUCUCAUACUGAGCAUCCAAAAUUAUAGCUGUCUUACUUCAUUUACCCUGAGCAGUUAUUGUUUUCCAAAGUGCAGUUUGGCUAAGCUGGAGGGCCUCCCAAAUAUGUAUUAGGCUGUGGUAGAACCAGCCCAGACCUUCCUUUCCUCAGUGUAAUUUGAUUUUAAGAGCUUUGUUGUUCUUUUCUACCUCUGGGCCUUAGGACCACCAAGCAGCAUCCCAAAAGGCUCCCUAACUUGGGUUUCCUGGGCUUAUUGUCUCCAGUGACCAAAUUUGCAUUCAAAGAAUUAGGGCCGUUUUGAAUAAACCACUCAAAGUCCAAGGGUUUAGUUACCUACAUUCAUUUCUGAAGACAUUAGUCAGGCACCCACAUAACUUAUGCUUGCAUUACCAAGAA